Penicillium daleae is the source of this 4875-nucleotide messenger RNA. Its product is annotated as kinesin-3 motor protein uncA. Gene Ontology annotation, cellular component: microtubule; kinesin complex. Lineage: Eukaryota; Fungi; Ascomycota; Eurotiomycetes; Eurotiales; Aspergillaceae. The record is from RefSeq and is a predicted model, not a curated record. The transcript has 3 exons. The coding region runs from base 1 to 4875 and encodes 1624 amino acids. Gene Ontology annotation, biological process: microtubule-based movement; cytoskeleton-dependent intracellular transport. Gene Ontology annotation, molecular function: microtubule binding; ATP hydrolysis activity; ATP binding.
AUGGCUCCAGGCGGCGGAGGUAAUAUUAAAGUGGUGGUCCGAGUGCGACCCUUCAAUAGCAGAGAAAUCGACCGAGGCGCAACAUGUAUCGUGCAGAUGAAAGGCAACCAGACGGUGCUCACCGCACCGUCUGGCGCGGAGGAAAAGUCGCGAAAGGGCGCUGGCAAGGGCGGCGGCGACGGACCCAAGGUGUUCGCUUUCGAUCGAUCAUACUGGUCAUUCGACAAGAACGACCCGAAUUAUGCCGGCCAGGACAACCUCUUCGAUGAUCUGGGCACGCCACUCCUCGACAAUGCCUUCGGCGGAUAUAACAAUUGUAUUUUCGCGUAUGGUCAGACCGGUUCUGGAAAAUCGUACUCGAUGAUGGGUUAUGGCCAGGAGCAUGGUGUUAUCCCGCGUAUUUGCCAGUCGAUGUUCACCCGGAUUAAUGACAUCCAACAAGACAAGAGCUUGAAUGUCACGGUUGAGGUGUCAUACCUGGAAAUUUACAAUGAACGCGUUCGCGACUUGCUCAACCCUUCGAAUAAGGGUAAUUUGAAAGUUCGUGAGCAUCCGUCCACUGGUCCAUAUGUGGAGGAUUUGGCGAAGCUAGUCGUGCGCUCGUUUGACGAAAUCGAUCAUUUGAUGGAUGAGGGAAACAAGGCUCGAACGGUGGCGGCCACGAACAUGAACGAAACCUCCAGUCGAUCCCACGCUGUCUUUACUCUGACUCUCACGCAAAAACGUCACGACGCAGAGACUUCGAUGGACACGGAGAAGGUGUCGAAGAUCAGUUUGGUCGAUUUGGCCGGUUCCGAGAGAGCAAACUCGACCGGAGCCACUGGUGCCCGUUUGAAGGAAGGUGCUGAGAUCAACCGAUCUCUAUCUACUCUUGGUCGUGUCAUUGCAGCAUUGGCUGAUGUCUCAUCUGGCAAGCUCAAAAAGGCAUCCAUGGUACCCUAUCGUGAUUCAGUACUCACCUGGUUGCUGAAGGAUUCCUUGGGAGGUAACUCAAUGACUUCGAUGAUUGCAGCGAUUUCGCCUGCAGAUAUCAAUUUCGACGAGACACUGAGUACUCUGCGUUAUGCCGACUCCGCCAAACGAAUCAAGAACCAUGCAGUCGUGAAUGAGGAUCCGAACGCUCGCAUGAUUCGCGAACUUAAAGAGGAGUUGGCACAGUUGCGGUCCAAACUUGGAGGUGGUGUCCCAGGAGGUGUUCCCGGGGCGCCUGGCACAAUAUCGCAAGAAGAAUAUUAUCCUCCCGAUACCCCAUUGGAGAAGCAGAUGGUCUCUAUCCAGCAAGCGGAUGGUACUGUCACCAAAGUCAGCAAAGCCGAGAUUGUGGAACAGCUCAAUCAGAGUGAGAAGCUGUACAAAGAUCUCAAUCAAACAUGGGAGGAGAAACUGCAAAAGACCGAGGAGAUCCACAAAGAGCGCGAGCAGGCUCUCGAGGAACUGGGUAUCAACAUCGAAAAGGGUUUCAUUGGAUUGAGCACUCCGAAGAAGAUGCCCCAUUUGGUCAACCUCAGCGAUGACCCACUACUCGCCGAGUGUCUGGUCUACAAUAUCAAACCGGGUACUACGACCGUGGGUCAUAUGGACCAAGGAAACAACGUUGAGAUUCGACUGAACGGCUCGAAAAUUCUCACCAAACACUGUACCUUUGAAAAUGUCGACAAUGUCGUCACUAUUGUUCCGACGGAAGGUGCUGCUGUGAUGGUGAAUGGUUUGCGCAUCGAUAAGCCCACACGCCUAAAGAGUGGAUUCCGAAUUAUCCUUGGUGACUUUCAUAUUUUCCGUUUCAAUCACCCGCAGGAAGCUCGUGCCGAACGAGUAGAGCAGAGCUUGUUGCGACAUUCCGUGACGACGAGCCAACUCGGCUCACCAGCACCAAACAAGACCCAUGACCGGUCGCCUAGCAAGGUCGGCUCAGAAGUGGAUGGUGAUUCCAGCAGGGCAGAUUCCCCAAUGCCCUCACAACGUGGGAGAGAAUCAGAUUGGUUCCUUGCUCGACGAGAAGCCGUCAGUGCCAUGUUGGGCCCAGACCAUAUUUCUCACUUGCCCGACGAUGAACUAGAUGCCCUGUUCGAAGACGUGCAGAAAGCGCGAGCGGUGCGUCGCGGACUCCCGGAAAAUGAAGAAGACUCAGACUCGUUGAGCUCUUUCCCAGUACGCGACAAGUACAUGUCAAAUGGGACUAUCGACAAUUUCUCUCUCGACACGGCUAUCACCAUGCCUGGUACACCACGGCAAACUGACGAUGAUGGGACAAACGGAGUUUCUCUCAAAUUGGUUCAGAAAGACAUGCAACGCCAGCUCGAUCAGCAGCGGGAAGAGUUUCAAGAUAAAUUGAGGCUUGCAGAGACCUCCUCCAACCAAGACGUGGGUGAACUACAAACCGAAAAGCAACGCAUGGAGGAUGCCCUGAGGUCUGCCAAGGAGGAGUUUGAAGAGCAAUUGAGAGUGCAAAAGGAAACCUUUGAAACGCAGAUGCGUGAUAUGGGCAAGCCAAUUCCGCAAAUAUACGAGAAUGGCUUCGCCAAGUUGGAUGAACGCGAACUUGAAAUCGCACGAACUGUAUUCAACCAUUGGUCGCAGCGCAACUACGUUCGGAUGGCAGAGAACAUUCUGCAACAUGCCUCUCUCUUAAAGGAAGCACAGGUCAUGAGUCAGAUCAUGGACAAGAAUGUGGUCUUCCAAUUCACUGUUGUCGAUCAUGGCCAUAGCAUGGCUUCUUCGUACGAUCUGGUGCUGAACGGGAUUUCCGGUGACGAAGAUAUUGUGCUGGAAGAGACGAAAAAGCCCUGCGUCGGCGUUCGGGUGAUUGACUACAAGCAGUGUGUGAUUCAUCUGUGGUCGAUUGAGAAACUCCAGCGCCGCGUGCAAUCCAUGCGACAACUCCACCAGUAUAUCGACCGACCAGACUACAUCCAGCACUUCAAACUUGACAAUCCGUUCUCUGAGCCGUGCUCGCCGCAAUAUUCCCUCAUCGGUGAUGCUAACAUCCCCCUGACUGCUGUCUUCGAGACGCGCGUGCAAGACUUUUCUAUCGAGAUCAUUUCGCCUUAUACUCAGAGCGUCAUCGGCAUCAUUCGCCUGUCUCUUGAGCCAUCCUCCGCACAAGCCCCUUCGUCAACUCUGAAAUUCAACGUUGUCAUGCGGGACAUGGUUGGGUUUGCCGAGUGGGAAGGAUCUGACGUCCACGCCCAGCUUUUCGUUCCUGGAAUCUCAGAGGAAGGUGGUGCGACCACCACGCAGAUGAUUAGUGGGUUUGAAGAGAGCCCUGUCCGAUUUGAAAGCGUGCACAGCAUGAGCCUGCCAUUGUCAAGUCCGCGAUCCGCCGCACUCAAAGUCUGUGUCUACGCUCGUGUGACAUCGGUUCACCUCGACAAGCUGCUUAGCUGGGAUGAUAUGCGGGACUCAGCGGAGAUCACGCCCAAAAAGCGCACUGCUCCUCGAAUUGCAGAGUCGGAGUUUUACUCGGAGGAGAGACAUGAUGUCUUUGCCCGAGUUCAAAUUCUUGAGAUGGCGGAGUCUGGCGAGUACCUUCCCGUUGAGGUUGUUCAGAACAGCGCCCUUGACGCCGGCACGUAUCAACUCCACCAGGGCCUGCAGCGUCGCAUUUCGAUCAACAUGACUUACAGCUCUACUGAAAGCUUACCGUGGGAUGAUAUCUGCAACGCCCGUGUUGGCUCCGUACGCCUUCUUGACCCAUGGGGUAAAAUCCCUGACCAGGAUCUUCAAACACCGGAUGUUCCUCUCAAGUUCCUGCAGGAACCGAUGGUCAAGGACAAUGCCGACGGCACGUCAAAUGUCACGAUUGUAGGCCAGUGGGACUCGAGCCUGCACGGCUCUCUGCUCCUUGACCGGGUUACCGCAGACAAGUAUCGAGUUCAGGUUACUGUUCGCUGGGAUCUCGUCUCUUCCCGGCUUCAGACCCCUGUUGUGUUCGAGGUCGACCAGACUCUGCAAAUCUUGGGACGUACCUACGUUCGUCAGCAGUCAAUGUUCAAGCAGCUCUGGAGCUCUACUCGAGUUGUGCACUCGACUACGCAAAUGUACUCGUUGGUCAUUCGUCCAAUCUCUGCCAAACGCGCGGCCGAUCUUUGGCGAAUGAACACCCAAAACGACUAUGUCAAGGGCGAGGAGUUAUUGACGACAUGGGCACCCCGCAAGGUCUCGCUGGUUCGGGAUUAUAUUGCUGCUCGCAAACGCCGAUACAGGCUAGCCGAGCUACAUGCCGCCCGCGGGGCUCUUAGUGUUGGCAGCCUGACGGCUUCUCCUGCCCGCAGUGGACGAUCGACCCCGAUGCGCAACCAGGAUCUCAACGAACGGAAAUCUAAACUGCUCCGCAAGUACCUUGAGCUCUGGUCGACCAAGAAAGACCCGACCGAUGCCAUCCUCAUUCGGAGCAACACCGAGCCCCCGCCGAUGGCGCAGCCAUUGCAGCACAACGCAAGUCGAAUGGCACGGAUGCCGCAGGCAAAGUCCACCAUCCAAACCCUGCCGAAGAACCCUUCAGCCCUAAAGUCGGGCUAUGUGCUCACUCCUGACGAUACCAACAGCGUCUGGGUUCGACGGUUCGUGGAGCUUCGCCGGCCGUAUCUUCACAUCUACUCAGCCGACGGGGAUGAAAUCAACGCUAUCAACCUACGCAACUCCCGUGUCGACCAUGCGCCGGACUUCGCCCGACUUCUAGACGGGUCCGGCGCUGGUGCUGAUCGCUCGCUCUCUGCCAAGGGCCGGCCCAAUAUUUUCGCCGUCUACGGGACCCAGAACACCUUCCUUUUCGCCACACGCACCGAGGCACAAAAGGUAGAAUGGAUCCUGAAGAUCGACGAGAGCUACUUCAGCAGCAACGGCGGCAGUGCCGUAGCCAGCGGCGACGAGCGGUAA